AUGACAGUCACAUAUUCCAGCAAAGUAGCAAAUGCCACUUUCUUUGGAUUUCACAGAUUACUGCUAAAGUGGAAAGGCAGCAUCUACAAAUUGCUGUACAGAGAAUUUAUUGUUUUUGCUACUCUUUACACAGCGAUAAGUGUAUUAUACAGAUUUUUUCUUACAGGUAGCCAAAAACGGUUCUUUGAAAAAUUAUCAAUUUACUGUGACAAAUAUGCUGAACAAAUCCCUGUAACUUUUGUGCUUGGUUUCUACGUUACUUUGGUGGUGAAUCGCUGGUGGAACCAGUUUGUGAACUUGCCGUGGCCAGAUCGACUGAUGUUCCUCAUCUCUAGCUGUGUCCAGGGCAGAGACGAGUACGGGCGCUUGCUGAGGAGGACUCUCAUGCGUUACGUGAAUUUAACAUCGCUGCUGAUCUUUCGCUCUGUGAGCACAGCUGUGUACAAAAGGUUCCCCACCAUGGACCACGUGGUAGGAGCAGGCUUUAUGACAAGAUAUGAAAGAAAACUUUUUGAUGACCUGAAGUCUCCCCACCUGAAAUACUGGGUUCCAUUUGUCUGGUUUGGAAAUUUAGCAUCAAAGGCAAGAAAAGAGGGAAGAAUUCGAGACAGUGUAGAUCUGCAGGCACUGAUGAAUGAGAUGAACAAGUACCGGUCUUGGUGUAGUCUUUUGUUUGGUUACGACUGGGUUGGAAUUCCACUGGUCUAUACCCAGGUUGUUACUCUUGCAGUCUAUACUUUUUUCUUUGCCUGCCUGAUUGGGCGUCAAUUUUUGGAUACUGACCAAGGGUAUCAGGGACAUGACUUAGAUAUUUACAUUCCAAUCUUCACACUGUUACAGUUCUUCUUCUACGCAGGAUGGCUCAAGGUUGCUGAACAGCUUAUUAAUCCAUUUGGAGAAGAUGAUGAUGAUUUUGAAACUAACUGGUGCAUCGAUAGAAAUUUACAGGUGUCUCUACUGGCGGUGGAUGAGAUGCACAUGAAUUUACCAAGGAUCGAGAAAGAUAUUUAUUGGAAUGAUUCCUCUGCCCGGCCGCCCUACACAAAAGCAGCUGCUGAUUACUGUAUUCCUUCAUUUCUUGGAUCAACUAUUGAAAUGGGGCUGGCUGAUACCGAGUUCCUCUAUGGGGAAGAGUGGCCCUGGGAAGAGGACAAACACCGAAGACAGCAUUCAGUGCUGAGAAGAGUCAAGAGAUUUCUCAGUGUCCAUGAGGGCACUCCGUCUCCAGCUCACCGCCGCUACAGUCGGCAGACCAGUGAGAAUUCGGUGUUUUUCCCAGCAGAUGAAAAGGGGCACAUCAGACGGUUGCAGGAAAUGCACACAAGAGGGAGACACUCUGCCUCAAGCUUCAAGAGGAAACAUGAAGGAGUUGACAGAAGUAACAGACUCCAUAGUAGCCGAGAUCUAGGACCCAUAACUGAAACGUCAAGGAACGAGGCACAGUUCAGCGACAGCGACGCCUCAUCUGAGACAAACAAGCCAGUUCCUGAGGUCAUCAUCUCUGAAGCUGAGGAGAGAGCACCUGACAUGCUGGGCAAACCAGACCUGCAAGCAGAGCGUUCCGCAAGCAUGCCAGAAGAGAAGCUGCAAAGGAGCCUCAUGGAGGCAAACAUAACGCUUCUGGACCAUCCUUUUUUCCCCCCAGAAAUUACAUACCUCCCAGGCUCUGAGGUGCACCAGUCACUCCCUACUGUGAUAGGGGAGCCCAAACAUGAACCCCGUGGUAGUAACAUAGCUGGUUUCAUAACAGAUGAUGAGAGAAACCUUCAGCGAUGGAGUUUACCGAGCUUCCAUAGUCAUAGUACGGUGUCAAACACUGACAGUGCCUCACCUUUGGCAGAUUCUGGGGCAACUUCACAACAAAGGACCUUCAGUGAUGGAAAAAAAGUUACUUCUGCUGAGGCUCCAGAGACUUUUGAGAUGCAGCACUUAUGGGAAAACCUGGAUAGUAAAGAAACAGCCAUAGUAGAAUUUUCUAAUGAGAAAAGUGAAAGAAAACUUUGA
This is a messenger RNA of Merops nubicus (carmine bee-eater), 2004 nucleotides long. RefSeq names its product bestrophin 3 (gene BEST3). Gene Ontology annotation, molecular function: chloride channel activity. Lineage: Eukaryota; Metazoa; Chordata; Aves; Coraciiformes; Meropidae. The transcript has 9 exons. Bases 1 to 2004 code for a protein of 667 amino acids. The record is from RefSeq and is a predicted model, not a curated record.